Lathyrus oleraceus (garden pea) is the source of this 904-nucleotide messenger RNA. Its product is annotated as late embryogenesis abundant protein D-34. The record is from RefSeq and is a predicted model, not a curated record. The transcript has 3 exons. Lineage: Eukaryota; Viridiplantae; Streptophyta; Magnoliopsida; Fabales; Fabaceae. The coding region runs from base 108 to 743 and encodes 211 amino acids.
ACCUCUUGCAUUUCACUACUAUACUAUAUACUAUAUAAACUUCACCUCUAACCAAGAAAAUUAACAAGAAAUAACUUUGUGUUUGAGAACAAUUUAAUAAUAUCGUCAUGAGUCAGGAGAAGCCACGGAGGCCGGAGCAAGAACCGAUAAAAUACGGCGACGUGUUCAACGUGUCUGGUGAGUUAUCAUCACAACCGAUUGCACCAAGAGAUGCUGCAGCCAUGCAAUCAGCGGAGGACAAAACAUUGGGACAGACUCGAAAAGAUGGUCCUGCUUCUCUCAUGACUUCUGCGGCGCAGAAAAACGAGGAUGCUGGUCUGAUCGGUCAUAACACUGCUACAAGCAUUGGUAGAAACGAAGGCGUUGCGGUUUCAGAAACUUGUGAUUCGGGAAAACGUGUCAUCACUGAGACCCUUGGUGGACAGGUUUUGGGGAAGUUUGUGGAAGAUACAAAUGGUGCACAAGGAACUAACUUUGAAGACGAAGGUGAUCCUAAUCCUCUCUCAGCUCAAGCUCCUAAAGUUGAAGCAACAAUGGACAGAGAUUUCAUAAGUAACCAAGGUGGUGGUGUUAUGAAUCCUCGGUUGCAUGGGAACCCACGUGAGAAUGAGAAUGCACGGUCCAAUGAGUCAAUGGACAAGGGUUUAUGGAAUGAAAACUCUGAGAUUAUAAAUAGUGUACCUGGUGGCAUGGGUGCAUCCAUGGCGACUGCAACUGCGGACCGACUUAAGAAAAACAAGUGAUGUGCACCUUUGAGUUCAAAAUAAGAUGUUUCGUUUUGUUUUGUUUUGUUUUAUAGGAGUGUGAAUUUUAUCUUCUAGUUUUGGUAAAAUGUUUUACCUUUUUAACCAAGACUUGGCAUUAGUCUUUUAAUUGUUAUAAUUAUCCAAAGUUUACUCUAUAA